AUGUCAACUGAACAUAUUCAUCAUUUAUCAACCCCUUCGACUUCAUCUAUUUCUUCAAUGUCAAUUGAUGAUAUUCAUAUUUUAUCAAUCUCUCCUGCUUCAUCUAUUUCAACAACAAUGUCAAUUGAUGAUAUUCAGAUUUUAUCCAGCUCUCCUGCUUCGUCUACUUCUACAUCAUCAAAUACGAAUGUUUCAACAUUUUCUUCUUCGUCAAAUGCAAAUGUUUCAUCAUCUUCUUCGUCAAAUACAAAUAUUUUAUCAUCUUCUUCGUCAAAUACAAAUAUUUUAUCAUCUUCAUCAAAUACAAAUUUUUCAUCCUCUUCGUCAAAUACAAAUUUUCCAUCAUCUUCUUCGUCAAAUACAAAUAUUUUAUCAUCUUCUUCGUCAAAUACAAAUAUUUUAUCAUCUUCUUCGUCAAAUACAAAUGUUUCAGCAUCUUCUUCGUCAAAUUCGUUAUCAUAUGCUAGUGAACGAAUAUGUUAUUUAUUAAAACACGAAAAACAACAUUACGAUAUUAUUGAUAAUAAAGCAUCAUCAGCUGUUGGUUCAUAUUGGUCUGUUUUUGGAUUUCCAGCAAAGUUAAACAAAGAAACCGGUAGUUUUGAGAGAAUUAUGGGAUUUACAAGUUGUCAUAAAUGUAAAAAGACUUUUGUCUAUGGUCCACAUAGUGGAACUACUCAUAUGAAACAACAUCCAUGUAUUAUUACUGAUAAUAUGAAAACAUCAACACAAACACCAAUUGAUAAAGUGAUGUUAAUUCGUAAAAAAUUAAGUGAUGAACAAUCAAAGGUAAUUAAAGAUUUGAUUGUACGUUGGAUAUGCAGUGAUAUUCGUCCUUUUUCCAUAAUCGAUGAUGAUGGUCUUCGAGCACUUAUUCAAGAAUGUGUGAGAUUGGGAAGUAUAUAUGGAAAUGUUGAUGUAAAUGAUAUACUUCGUGGUCGAACAACAAUUUCUGCUCAUGUACAAGUUGUUGCUAAAUCUUGUCGUGAACGUAUUAAAGAAUUAUUGCAGGAACCAUACAAGAACAGAUGUUUGUCAAUAUCGCCAGAUUUUUGGUCCGACAAAUAUAAACAAAUUUCUUAUCUCGGUGUUACAGCAGUAAUUAUUGAUGAAGGUUUUAAAUAUUAUACAAUUGAUCUUUUUUGUAAACCAUUUCAAGAACUUGAAAAAACUGCUGAAAAUAUUUUGAUUGCUUUACAAAAUGAAAUGAAAGUAUUCGGAAUUAUCGAUUUAUCAACAAUUAAUAUUGUCUGUGAUAAAGCCUCGAAUUUUUUAAAAGCAUUUCGAGAUUUACAUCCGAUUACGUGCUAUGGACAUAGAUUGAAUAAUGUUCUUAAACGAUCAUUCUUCCAACAUCAGAAACAAUUACCUACAUCAUCAGCUAUUUCUAUUGAAAAAACUUCUACUAGUGAUGAAGAGGAAGAUGAUGAUUCAUUUUAUAUCUCAUCAAAACCGGUAAAAACAAACAAGAAGUUAAAUAGUUAUACGAACGUCAUGAAAGAACAAAUGAUGACAACAAAAUUGAUUGAUACUCCACCAGCUGUUCAACUAUUGAUUAAAACAAUUGUUCAAUGUAAAUCGUUGGCAAAAUACAUCAAAAAAGCCGGCUUGAAUAAGGAAACUGAAGGAGCUGGUGGUAUUGCAGUACAACAAGCAAUUGUUAUUCGUUGGAUUUCUUUAAUCAAUUUGUUGGAGAGUAUUAAUGCUUCAUUUAUACAAAUAAAAGUCGUUUUAGUUCCUCGAAAACAACACCAAAGGUUAUCCGGUUUUAAUCAAUAUUUGGUGAAGCAAACAAUACGUCUUUUAAAACCAUUUCAAGCAAUCAUUAAAAUGAUACAAUCAGGAUCAAGUCCAACAUUAUAUCUAGUAUUACCAUGCACCUUAAGUCUUCAAAAAGCAUUAAAAUCUUUCGAUAAUCUCUUACAACAUGUUGGUAAAUAUGAAGGUCAAGAAAUAAAUGAUAAUUAUAAUGAUGAACAAGAAGAUGAAGGUGUAAGUUAUAUUCGUCAACGGAUAUCAACAUUAUUACAUGAUAUGGUUGAUUUAGAUAUCAGACAUUAUUGUGCAACUCUUUUACAUCCAAAUUAUCGUAGUCUCAAAGGAUGUACAAAUGGUGAAAGAGUUGAAUGUCACAAUUAUGUACGAGAACAAUUGAUACUAAUUGAAAAAGAACAGAAGAAGAACAAUAAUGAAAUACAAAAGAAUAAACUACAUAAAUCCGAACAUUCAUCUAUUCUAGACGAUUUUAAAGAUGAUGCAAAUACAUAUGAUGAUGAAUGUGAUGAUGAUGAUUAUGAUACCAAAAGUGUUGAAUAUUCAUUACCUAUAUGUCAAUCUGAUGAACUUAGUCGAUAUUUAUCGAUGAAAAUCGAUAUGAAACAUUAUCGUUCUGAUGUUCUUGCAUUUUGGAAAUCAAAUACUGAUGAAUUACCUCAUUUAUCACAAGUUGCUAGACAAAUUCAUAGUAUUCCAGCAACUAGUGCUGGAAUCGAGCGCCAAUUUAGUAUUGCAGGACUCACAUUAACUAAUAGAAGAACUUGUUUAGAUCCUGAACAAUUGGAUAAUGUGCUUUGCAUUCGUACUGUUACCAAAUUGAAUAGUCAAAUGUAA
This is a messenger RNA of Rotaria sordida, 2610 nucleotides long. The record is from the annotation of a GenBank genome assembly. Lineage: Eukaryota; Metazoa; Rotifera; Eurotatoria; Philodinida; Philodinidae.